Cryptosporidium ubiquitum is the source of this 939-nucleotide messenger RNA. RefSeq names its product XPA1 binding GTPase. The transcript has 2 exons. Bases 1 to 939 code for a protein of 312 amino acids. Gene Ontology annotation, molecular function: GTPase activity. The record is from RefSeq and is a predicted model, not a curated record. NCBI's taxonomy places the organism in Eukaryota, Apicomplexa, Conoidasida, Eucoccidiorida, Cryptosporidiidae. Gene Ontology annotation, cellular component: cytoplasm.
AUGACAUUAUUUGGUCAGGUAUUAAUUGGGCCUCCUGGCUCAGGUAAAACAACUUUUGUCUAUGGUAUGCACCAAAUGUGUACUGCACUUAACAGACCAAAUAUUAUUGUCAACUUGGAUCCUGCAAAUGAAAAUAUCCCCUAUAUUCCUGAUGUAGAUGUACGAGAGCUAAUCAACUUUGAAAAAAUUAUGUUUGAGUGUAGACUUGGCCCAAAUGGAGCCUUGGUUUAUUGUAUGGAAUAUUUACAGGCAAACAUUGAUUGGUUAAUUGACGGAAUACGAACUAAGAGGAAAAAUGCUUCAUAUAUUCUAAUAGACGUUCCCGGACAAGUUGAGUUAUACACCCACAACUAUGUUUUAAAAGAAAUUCUUUCUGAAUUGGCAAAAGAACUCGAUAUUCGUCUUACAGCGGUACAUUUGAUUGAUAGUACUCUGCUAUCAUCUCCAACAAAUUAUAUUUCAGCAUUAUUAGUUUCUCUUUCCGCUCAAAUGUCCGUCGAGCUUCCAUACUUGAAUGUUUUUUCUAAGAUUGACCUUUUGGAGCACUUUAAGGAUGACUUACCGUUCAAAUUAGAAUAUUUCUCACAAUUAGAGGAUCUAAAUCAACUAUUAACGUUUUGGAAACACGAGUCAAACAUGGGUGAUCAUCCAUUAUUUCUCAAAUAUAAAGGUUUUCAGAGUGAGCUUGUAGAUUUAGUUGAAGAUUCCAGUAUUAUGCAGUUUAUUCCAGUAGAUAUUAAUGACAAAGAUUCGGUUUUGCAAAUUUUACAAUUAAUCGACAAAUCCAAUGGAUUUUCUAUGCUGAGCGAAUACUCUGAAUAUUCUGCUUUAGGAAUAGAAACAAACAUAAAUAUGCUUCCCAAUGAGGAAAUGUAUGGAACAAUUUACGAAAGAUACAUCGAAAAGUAUCCAGAAAAUCAAAAUCAAAAAGAAAAAUAA